CGCCCACAGUUGUUUCAUUCAGUCUCUCCGAUUCAAACAAAACAAACAAAUAUAUUUUCUUUUGAUUAUAUCAUGAUGAAGAGUACUCAACCUCAAUCAUCUUCAUCUUUCGUGAAGUUCUGUCGGAAACUGUCACCUAAGCGAAAAGAUUCACCAGCAGAAAGUACACAACAUAACAUCAAUGAGGAUCAGGACAAGAACAAAGACUUAGAGGCUGUGUUUGCUUACAUGGACGCAAACAGAGACGGGAGAAUAUCUCCACAUGAGCUUCAGAAGAGUUUCAUGACACUAGGAGAGCAACUAUCCGACGAAGAAGCCGAAGCUGCGGUUAGAUUGUCUGAUACAGACGGAGACGGGAUGUUGGAUUUUCAAGAGUUUGCUCAGUUGAUCAAAGGAGAUGAUGAUCAGGAAGAGAAGAAGACUGAGCUCAAGGAAGCUUUUAGAAUGUAUAUAGCAGAAGGUGAAGAGUGUAUUACUCCGAGAAGUUUGAAGAUGAUGUUAAAGAAGCUAGGUGAGUCGAGAACCACUGAUGAUUGUAGAGUUAUGAUUCGUGCUUUUGAUCUCAAUGCUGAUGGAGUUUUGAGCUUUGAUGAGUUUGCUCUUAUGAUGCGUUAAAGAGUUUAUUAUAAUCACUUGUAGCUUCUCUUUUUCAUUGAUGUAUAUAUACGGCUUGACACGCAAUAAAUAAGAUUUUUAUUUGAUUAAAAUCCA
Brassica oleracea var. oleracea is the source of this 711-nucleotide messenger RNA. RefSeq names its product calcium-binding protein CML38. The transcript has a single exon. The record is from RefSeq and is a predicted model, not a curated record. Gene Ontology annotation, molecular function: calcium ion binding; enzyme regulator activity. Lineage: Eukaryota; Viridiplantae; Streptophyta; Magnoliopsida; Brassicales; Brassicaceae. Bases 73 to 615 code for a protein of 180 amino acids.